AUGGGAACCUUGAGAUUGCCAUUUUGUUUAUCUAUGAAGCUAUUAUCUUGGAACAUUAGGGGUUUGGGUAAAUCUGAGAAGAAGGGAAGAAUUAAAAGACUGCUAAAGGACAAGCAUGUUGAUAUUGUUUUUUUCCAAGAAACCAAGCAAGCUGUGGACUCUGAAAAUGUUGCUAGAAAACUUUGGGGGUGCAGAAAUAUGGAAUUCAUGUCUGUGGAUCCUGUAGGCUCUACUGGUGGACUUCUAUGCAUAUGGGACCCUUCAGUGUUCCAAUUAUCUGGCUGCUGCUGCAAUAGGAGGUAUAUAUUACUUUCUGGCUCUUUGUAUAAUUCCUUUGAUUGUGUUUUGAUAAACAUAUAUGCACCAAAUAACCCCUCUGCUAGAUCAUCUUUUUGGGCGGGUAUAGUCAAGCUUAAGGAUCACUUUCCUGCACCUUGGUGCAUGGGUGGAGACUUCAAUGAAAUUAGACAUGUAGGUGAGAGGGUUGGCUGCUCCAGGAGAGACAUGGGGAUGAAACAUUUUAAUGAGUUUAUUGAGAAAUGUGAGCUCCAAGACUUACCUCUUCAUGGUAGGAAAUACACUCGGUGCAAUGCCCAGGAAGCUGAGAAAUGGAGCCGCAUAGACAGAGUACUCCUCAGCCCAGAAUGGUUGAUUAGCUUCAGAAUGAAGUUAUGGGGCCUGCCUCGACUAGUUUCUGAUCACUGUCCUCUACUGUUGAUGGAAGACGAAAGAGACUGGGGUCCCAAGCCUUUCAAGUUUCUCAAUGCCUGGACUCUCCAUCCAAGUUUCUCUAAGUUCUUUGUUAACAUUUGGAGCAGCACCUCUAUCACAGGGUGGGCCGGAUUCAGAAUUGUUCAAAAAUUAAAGCAGCUAAAGACAGAGUUAAAAAAAUGGAAUGUUGAAGUGUUUGGACAUGUCACAUCCAAACUCAAGGCUUUAGAGGCGGAAUUGCAUACAUUAGACAUCUUAGCAGAGGAUGGACUCUUGGAUGAUUCUGGGAGAUCAAGAAGAAGAGUGGUCAGAGGUGAAAUGUGGCAUUUGCUCAGAAUGGUGGAGUGGAUUUGGCACCAAAAAUCCAGAUUGAACUGGACUCUAAAUGGGGAUAAGAAUACUAGAUUCUUCCAUGUUUUUGCUAAUACCAGACAGAGUAGAAACAUGAUCAGCUCUAUAGUAGUUAACGACGUGUCUUAUGAGGAUCCUAGCAGGGUUCAAUUAAAGGUCUACCAACACUUCAAGAAGUUGUUUGCUGAGGAUUGGGUCAAAAGACCCGUCUUGGGAGGGACAUUCAACACCAUUGAGGCAGACUAUGUUUCUCAUCAUCUUGUUGUAGAAUUCAGUGAAGCUGAGGUGUUGGCUGCAAUUAAGGAUUGUAAUAAUAACAAAGCCCCAAGCCCCGAUGGUUUCAAUCUGUUGUGUUAUCAGAAAUUUUGGAAGACUAUGAAGCCUGAGAUCAUGCAAUUCUUUGCAGACUUCCACACAAAUAGCAAACUGACUUGUGGGAUUAAUAGUACUUUCAUUAGUUUAAUUCCUAAGUUGGAAAAUCCCUCCGGCCUAUCUGAUUACAGACCCAUUAGUCUUGUAAGCUCCCUGUACAAAAUUUUGGCAAAAGUGUUAACACAUAGACUGAAGCCAGCUCUAUCCUCAAUUAUUGGUGAAACUCAAACUGCUUUCAUAGGUGGAAGAAACAUCCUUGAUAGGGUUGGUGGAAGAAACAUCCUUGAUGGGGUGUUCAUUGCCAAUGAAGUGGUAGAUGGUUGGAAGAAGACCAACAACAAUGGUUUGAUCUUAAAGCUAGACUUUGAAAAAGCUUUUGAUUCGGUUAACUGGGAAUUCUUAGGUGUUCAUGUCGGAUCCAAAGAUGUCCUCUUGUCUCACCUACAAUUUGCAGAUGACUCAAUUCUUUUUUCUGAGGCAGAUUGGGAUCAAAUGGUACUUAUCAAAAGAAUCCUUAGGUGCUUUGAAAUUCUAUCUGGGCUCAGAAUUAAUUACCACAAAAGCGUGGUGUGUGGUGUCGGUGUGUCUGAUACUUUAUUGCUCUCCUUUGCACAUCUUCUUAACUGUAAAGUCCAUUGCCUUCCCUUGAAAUUUCUGGGACUGCCUCUAGGUGCCAAUCCUGGUAAAAAAUCUACCUGGAAGCCCGUGAUUGACAAGAUCAGAUCUAAACUCUCAGGGUGGAAGAGGAAACUGCUAUCUUUUGCAGGUAGAUUAACCCUAAUCAAGUCUACUCUAUCUAGUUUACCAGUUAACUUUCUUUCUCUGUUUAAGAUGCCAGAAGGUGUGGCAAGAGAAUUCGAAAAGAUUGAGGCAGCUUUUUUAUGGGACAGUAAUGAUCUUAAAAGGAAAGUGCAUUUAGUGAAAUGGGGGGAGGUAACCAAAAGCUUGGACCAAGGGGGCCUGGGUAUCAGAAGAAUAAGAGAUAUGAAUGCUUGUCUAUUGCUCAAAUGGUGGUGGAAAUUUGGAACUCAAGUAAACUUUCUUUGGAGGAAAGCUAUAUGUAGCAAAUACAAUAUUGAUGAGGCUAGUUGGCAUCCACCUUUAAAGUCCUCCUACAAACAUUCUAGAGUUUGGAAGGACAUAUUAUCUAUUGGGAUUCAUAGCACAAAUAUUUACAAUCUCUAUAUAGAUAACUGCCAAAUCCUAGUGGGGGAUGGGAGUAGGAUUAAAUUUUGGCAUGACAGAUGGUGUGGCAGCUCUAGUCUCAAGUCUACUUUUCUCCUUCUCUUUAAUCUCUCAACAGAUAAAGAAGGCUCUCUACAACAAUUCAUGGCAAGAAAAUCUAGCCCAAACAAUUGGAAUUUUCCCACUAGAAGAGUGCUUUUCAGUUGGGAAUUGGAACAAGAAGCUAACUUACUUGGUCUACUAUCUUCAGCUCCAUCUCUGUCAAUCGGCAGAGCUGAUCAUCUUAGCUGGGCUUCUGCACCUGCAAGUCCUGGUGUAUUUUCCGUGUCCUUUCUCUACUCUGCCUCUAACUCUAGCCAAGGGCCUCAUUUUAACAUUUGCAAGCAUAUUUGGAAUGGGGCAGUCCCCCCUAAGGUUUCAUUCUUUACUUGGCUGGCCUGGAAAAACAAAAUCAAGACGGCAGUGUUUAUGCACAGAAUUGGCAUCUUAGAUGCUUCUGCUUCUCUCAUCUGCCCAUUUUGUCGUUCUGAACCUGAAUCUGCUGUCCAUAUCUUGCUACAUUGCCCAUUUUCUUGGUUGAUUUGGUCAUCUAUAAUUAAUGAGUGGGGAUUCUCUUGGUGCAUUCAAGGAUCAGUGGAUGAUCUCCUCCAAUGGUGGAUGACUGUCAAGCUCAAAAAAUUUGAUAGAGGCUCAACCUAG
Molecule: messenger RNA, 3318 nt
Organism: Camellia sinensis
Lineage: Eukaryota; Viridiplantae; Streptophyta; Magnoliopsida; Ericales; Theaceae
Source: RefSeq, a predicted model, not a curated record